AUGGCAACCCAGAAGCAGAACCCUCCCAAGGGCAAAAAGGCCCCCAAGGUCAAGCAGAUGGAACUCCCCAAUGCUGCUGCUGGAGUCGUCACCCGGUUCCCGCCAGAGCCAUCGGGUUACCUACACAUCGGUCACUCCAAAGCCGCCCUGCUCAAUGACUACUUCGCUCACAUACAAUACCCGGGAGGGAAGCUGAUCCUCCGAUUUGACGACACAAACACCGAGAAAGAGAACGAGGAGUAUCAGGAGGCAAUUCGGGAGGAUGUGGCGCUAUUGGGAAUCACGCCAGACAUGAUUUCCUACACAAGCGACUACUUCGACAAGAUCGACGAGUACUGCGUGAAAAUUAUCCAGGCAGGAAAAGCAUAUGCAGACGACACUCCCGGCGAUGUCAUGAGUGCCCAGAGAUUGGCUCGCGAGCCCAGUGUGCACCGAGACGACAGUGUGGAGGACAACCUUGCCAGAUACGAAGAGAUGAAGAAGGGAACAGAUGAAGGACGAAGAUGGUGCAUUCGAGCGAAGAUUUCCUACGCAAACGACAAUGCAGCUUUGCGAGAUCCGGUCAUCUUCCGUUGCCCCAAGACCCAGACUCCUCAUCACCGAACCGGCGACAAGUACAAGGCCUAUCCCACGUACCAGUUCGCAUGCCCCAUCGUGGACUCGCUUGAAGGCGUGACCCAUGCUUUGAGAACGACCGAGUACAACGAUCAAGAUGCUCAGUACAAGUGGAUUCUGAAGGCAUUGGAGUUGCGGGCCCCCUUCAUCUGGACCUUUUCCAAGAUCCAAUUUGUGCGAACACUCAUGUCCAAACGCAAGCUCACCAAGCUCGUGAAUGCCGGUGUUGUGUCUGGAUGGGACGACCCACGAUUCCCCACCGUGCGAGGAAUCAGGCGGCGGGGCAUGACUGUCGAAGGUCUCCGUGAUUUCAUGGUCAGCCAAGGGCCUAGCAAGAACGUGGUGAACAUGGACUGGCAUACUAUCUGGGCCAUGAACAAAAAGGUGAUCGAUCUGAUUGCCGGCCGAUAUACUGCCAUUGACAAGAACCAUGUGGUUUGCAAAGUCAAAGGCCUAAAGGACGAUGCGCCUUACUCUGAGAUGAAGCCUAAACAUGCCAAGCAUGAUCUAGGACAGAAGAAGGUUGUGUACAGCUCCAACAUCAUCAUCGAGCAAGAGGAUGCCCGCACUUUCGCCAAGGACGAGGAAAUCACGCUGAUGAAUUGGGGUAACGCUUACAUUCGAGACAUUCAGUACGAGAACACGUCAGACAAGGCUGACAUUGCCGAUGGUGUCAACGCUUUGGGCAACGUCAGGUCUCUAGAACUCGAAUUGCAUCUCGAUGGCGAUUUCAAAGCGACCAAGAAGAAGAUCACUUGGCUCUCCACAGAUCAGGACCUCGUUCCUGUUGAUCUGGUCGAUUUCGAUCAUUUGUUGAGCAAAGAUAAGUUGACUGAGGAGGAGGAGGAGCACUGGGAGGACUUCUUGACGCCCAAGACCGAGUUCAGAUCAUCCGCACUGGCAGAUUGCAAUGUUUGGGACGUCAAGGUUGACGACAUCAUCCAGUUUGACAGAAAGGGAUACUUCCGUUGUGACAAGGCUGCUACAAAGGACUCACCGGCCGAGUUCUUCAAAAUUCCAACAGGAAAGGAAUAG
Molecule: messenger RNA, 1650 nt
Organism: Exophiala dermatitidis NIH/UT8656
Lineage: Eukaryota; Fungi; Ascomycota; Eurotiomycetes; Chaetothyriales; Herpotrichiellaceae
Product: glutamyl-tRNA synthetase
Exons: 1
Coding region: 1-1650 (549 amino acids)
Biological process (GO): glutamyl-tRNA aminoacylation; translation
Cellular component (GO): cytosol; cytoplasm; methionyl glutamyl tRNA synthetase complex
Molecular function (GO): glutamate-tRNA ligase activity; ATP binding
Source: RefSeq, a predicted model, not a curated record